AUUCAAUGCCAAAGACAGCUGUUGAUAAGUUAGGAAGUAGGUAGCCGAGUAACAGGUUUUAGAAGAUACUUUUCCUUUCCUUUUCGAACGAUAUUACGAAACGAAAAUGUCUGAGAAUAGUAGUCCAGUUAAAUAUUUUCUAUGUGGAGGUUUCGGCGGUGUGUGCACUGUUUUAUCAGGACACCCUAUGGACACAAUAAAAGUAAGAUUACAAACUAUGCCCCUUCCCAAACCGGGCGAGGUCGCGCUCUACGCUGGCACUUGGGAUUGUUUUAAGAAGACAGUACAGAAAGAAGGUUUCCGCGGUCUGUACAAGGGUAUGUCCGCACCUCUCACGGGAGUGGCUCCAAUUUUCGCGAUCAGCUUUUUCGGAUUUGGUCUCGGUAAGAAAUUAAUUAAGAGCGACGAGAAUCAGGUCCUGACCAAGUCUGAGCUUUUCGCAGCCGGUGCUUUCUCUGGAGUGUUCACAACAUCAAUAAUGGCGCCUGGCGAGCGUAUUAAAUGUUUACUUCAAAUUCAACAAGGAGGAAAUGUGCCCCAAAAAUAUAACGGCAUGGUUGACUGCGCCAGGCAGCUAUAUUCAGAGGGCGGUAUAAGAAGUAUUUACAAGGGCAGUGUGGCCACAAUCCUCAGAGACGUACCCGCAAGCGGUAUGUACUUCAUGACCUACGAGUGGGUCAAAGAAGUACUAGUUCCAGAGGAUGCGAGUGCAAAAAUCAAGAUGUUGGCAACUAUAGUGGCCGGUGGUUGCGCUGGAAUAGCUAACUGGCUGGUUGGCAUGCCGGCUGAUGUAUUAAAAAGCAGGUUGCAAACUGCUCCAGAGGGCACAUAUCCUAAUGGAAUGAGAGAUGUUUUCAAACAGCUAAUGGAACGGGAGGGGCCAACUGCAUUGUAUAAGGGGGUCACUCCCGUUAUGAUACGAGCUUUCCCAGCAAAUGCCGCUUGCUUUGUGGGAUUUGAGCUUGCAGUCAAAUUCCUGGAUUGGGUGGCACCUAACCUUUGAUAGUGUAGCUAUAUGAAUAGAUAAAUCUAACAAAGUUGUAAAGUAAUUGUUAAGUUUUAUAGUAGGUUAAGAAGUAUUAUUUUGUAAACUUGUUUAUUAGAUAUUCAGAUGGUAUGAAGAAUACAAAUGUAAUUUAAAUAUAUAUUUUUAUGUUGACACUUUGUUUUCAAUGUGAAUGAACAGGUACAUGACAAUUAUUGUUGUUUGUUCAACAAUUGGUUCAAUGAUUUAUUAUGUGUUUUUAUUAGCACUUCUGUGAAAAUUAUAACAGCUGUCAUAUCAACUAGCAACAGCUGUCCAUGUUGUGUUCAGUGCCUUUAUGAGGAAAUAAAUUCCAUCUAUUUUUAA
Molecule: messenger RNA, 1351 nt
Organism: Manduca sexta (tobacco hornworm)
Lineage: Eukaryota; Metazoa; Arthropoda; Insecta; Lepidoptera; Sphingidae
Gene: colt
Product: congested-like trachea protein
Exons: 1
Coding region: 107-1003 (298 amino acids)
Biological process (GO): carnitine transmembrane transport; mitochondrial transport
Cellular component (GO): mitochondrial envelope
Molecular function (GO): O-acyl-L-carnitine transmembrane transporter activity
Source: RefSeq, a predicted model, not a curated record